This is a messenger RNA of Pan troglodytes (chimpanzee), 2096 nucleotides long. RefSeq names its product spermatogenesis associated 16 (gene SPATA16). Gene Ontology annotation, cellular component: Golgi apparatus. The transcript is spliced from 11 exons. The record is from RefSeq and is a predicted model, not a curated record. Lineage: Eukaryota; Metazoa; Chordata; Mammalia; Primates; Hominidae. Bases 182 to 1804 code for a protein of 540 amino acids. Gene Ontology annotation, biological process: spermatogenesis. Gene Ontology annotation, molecular function: protein binding.
GGCCUCGUGGCACGGGACGUUUCAAGUCCGGGCGUCCCCGCGAGCAAGCAGCCUGAUCAGGCCUCGCAGUGGGACGUUGGGAAGCCGGUGUUGGCAGAUGCUGUGGCUGGGAGGAGUCCAGAGCUUCGCCCUGUCCCCGCGGGGCUGAGCCACAACUGCUUAGGAGUUUUGGGCAGGAUUGAUGGAUGCAGGAAGCAGUAGGAGUUUGGAGAAUGCAGUGAAUAGGAUCUAUCAUGAUCAGCUUGUUCCAAAGAUAAACACAAGCAAGAAAAUGUCCACCUUAGUGCACCCACCUAACAUCCUGGAAAUGUCACAAGAGAUUAAGAAAAACUGUGGAGGUAAACAGGUAGAAAUCACACCUGAAAGAAUAAAAAUGACAAAGGGCAUCAAAGAAAAACAAAGCAAUGAUUUACAGAAAGCAGCCCUUAAACGGAAGGCAGAAGGUGAAGAAAAGCCAACUAGAAAGAAAGAGGCAAAGAUAACAGAACUUGACAAUCAGUUAAUCACCAUGCCUCUGCCUCACAUCCCCUUAAAGAACAUAAUGGAUGUGGAAAUGAAGUUGGUCUACAUUGAUGAAGUGGGUGUUCGCUAUGAGUUUGUAGAGUCCUUCAUGUCUACUGGGAGUCAGCCAACAUGCCGAGCUGCUGAAAUAGUAGACCCUUUGAGUGUACAUAAUUUCAGCUUUCUGCCUCAGAUUGACAAAUGGCUUCAGGUAGCCUUAAAGGAUGCCAGCUCUUGCUAUAGACAAAAGAAAUACGCCUUGGCAGCAGGACAGUUCAGAACAGCACUUGAGCUUUGCAGCAAAGGAGCAGUUCUGGCAGAACCAUUUGAUGCACCUGCUGAAGAUAUAGCAAGCGUGGCAAGUUUCAUUGAGACAAAGCUUGUUACCUGUUAUCUACGGAUGAGGAAACCAGAUCUUGCCCUGAAUCAUGCACACAGGAGCAUUGUUUUAAACCCAGCCUAUUUCCGGAAUCAUCUUCGUCAAGCGACAGUGUUUAGAUGUCUGGAGAGGUAUUCAGAGGCUGCCCGGAGUGCCAUGAUUGCUGACUACAUGUUCUGGCUUGGUGGAGGAAGGGAACAGAGCAUAAGCAAGCUCAUCAAACUGUAUUGGCAGGCCAUGAUUGAGGAAGCCAUCACCAGAGCUGAAUCUUUCUCGGUUAUGUACACACCAUUUGCGACAAAAAUGAGAGCUGAUAAAAUAGAAAAAGUAAAAGAUGCUUUCACAAAAACUCAUCCUGCAUAUGCACAGUAUAUGUACACAGAUCUUCAAGCACUCCACAUGUUGCCUCAGACAGUUGACUGGUCAUCUUUUCCUCCCCAACAAUAUCUCUUGACUCUUGGGUUCAAAAACAAAGAAGAUGGAAAAUUUUUGGAAAAAAUAUCAAGCAGGAAGCUGCCGAUAUUCACAGAGCAUAAAACACCUUUCGGUCUGACCAGAGAAGAUACAGUGAGGCAAAUGGAGACAAUGGGGAAGCGAAUCUUGCCAAUAUUGGAUUUUAUUAGAAGCACCCAAUUGAAUGGGAGUUUUCCUGCAUCCUCAGGUGUGAUGGAGAAGUUCCAAUAUGCCAGCCUCCUCAGCCAGCUGCAGAGAGUAAAGGAGCAGUCCCAGGUGAUUAAUCAAGCAAUGGCAGAGCUAGCAACCAUUCCCUACCUACGGGACAUCAGUCAACAGGAGGCAGAAUUGCUGCAGUCACUAAUGGCAGAUGCUAUGGACACCCUUGAAGGAAGAAGAAACGAUAAUGAACGUGUGUGGAAUACGAUCCAAAAGAAUCAAACAGCUAAGCACCACUCUGUCUGCAACUAAGAAGAAAAAGUUAUUUGCUCUUCAUUUAUAAAGCCUAAACCUGGCACUGAGAAGAUCAGCAUUUAACCUGGUAUGACAUACAGUAUUGUCUUGUUCUGCUAUGCCUCUGGAUCACUGAUUGAAGACUAAAUGAGGAAAAUAAAACUUUGUUACAUUAAAAGUAAUGAGAAAAGUGCUCCAGCAUAUACUUUCGGACCUGUGAGUUUUCCUGAGGAGAAAUGCCACUUUAAAAUUUCAUCUAAUAUAAUAUAGUACCUCCUAAGCUUCAAUGAAUCCAACAAAUAGAGUAUAG